GAACCUUAUAUAAUUCGAAAACACGACCACCCUUCAUAACGGGGCAGCGAUAGUUGUAACUUACAACUUGUAUGGAGUGCACUCUCUGCCUCUCUCGUAGACUCCAUCUCUCUCUUCUUCAUCCAAACCCACAAUUUCAGGGUGAGAGAAUCUGAGCUGGGAUUGGGUUCUGAAGUGCUAAUUGGGAUUCGGGUGGAAACAAGUUGCUUUGAAAAAAAAAAAAAAUGCUUACGAGUCUUAACGGGUUCCAACGGAUAACCAGCAAACCCGCCGGGUUUAGCCCGCGAAACCCGUUAAGCUAACGGGCUGUUACCGGGUCGACCAGUUAAGAACCCGCACGUUGCCAGGCCUCUUGUAAGCACUCACUCUCCAGAAUUGACAGUGUUGUCUACUUAUUCUCUCCGACUACUUGUCCGGCUUUCAGGUUCAGAUUUUGUUCUGGGUCUACCUCAAUUUAGUGAGUUCUCCAAAAUCAAGCUUUGCUGUAAGCCCUUCUUGCAGGUCUCAGUAUAAUACCAAUGGCUGCUUCUGUGACUGGAACAGCACAUGAAGAUGCUGCAAUUAGAGGGGGAGAUAAGCUUGUACUAAGGGGUUUGAAGUUCCAUGGUUUCCAUGGGGUGAAGCCAGAAGAAAGGAAGUUGGGUCAGAAGUUUCUGAUAGAUGUUGAUGCUUGGAUGGAUCUUCGGGUGGCCGGAAGAUCUGAUCAGUUGUCAGACACCAUUAGCUACACCGAAAUUUAUCGCAUUGUAAAAGAGGUUGUAGAAGGGCCACCUCAUAAUCUUCUGGAGUCUGUUGCUGAACUCAUUGCAUCUACCACUCUGAAAAACUAUCCCCAGAUAUCUGCUGUCUCUGUGAAAGUUGGAAAGCCUCACGUUGCUGUUCAUGGUCCUCUUGAUUACUUGGGCGUUGAGAUAUUUAGAUACAGAAGUAUUGAUGCACCGAACUAAAGAUUUUAUCAUUUAAUCUAUGUCCACAUGAUAGCCUGAAACAGGUUUGCUUUGCGUGUUUAUUUUUAUUUAUUUUUGUUCCUUUCAAACACUUGGUGGGGAUUCUUGUUCUAUUGUUUGAACCAGAGCACAGGUGACUGUAGUUCCUUCUCACGCUUAUGCUUAUUUAUUGAAUUAUUAUUAUUUUUUUUUAAUUUAUGAUUUAUGAUAUGUGAUUCAUUUCUUUUAC
Rosa chinensis is the source of this 1176-nucleotide messenger RNA. RefSeq names its product dihydroneopterin aldolase 2. The record is from RefSeq and is a predicted model, not a curated record. Gene Ontology annotation, molecular function: dihydroneopterin aldolase activity. The transcript is spliced from 5 exons. Gene Ontology annotation, biological process: folic acid-containing compound metabolic process. NCBI's taxonomy places the organism in Eukaryota, Viridiplantae, Streptophyta, Magnoliopsida, Rosales, Rosaceae. Bases 519 to 947 code for a protein of 142 amino acids. Gene Ontology annotation, cellular component: cytoplasm.